Messenger RNA from Artibeus jamaicensis (Jamaican fruit-eating bat), 1020 nucleotides. Its product is annotated as olfactory receptor 9Q1. The record is from RefSeq and is a predicted model, not a curated record. Bases 85 to 1020 code for a protein of 311 amino acids. Gene Ontology annotation, cellular component: membrane. Gene Ontology annotation, molecular function: G protein-coupled receptor activity; olfactory receptor activity; odorant binding. Gene Ontology annotation, biological process: G protein-coupled receptor signaling pathway; sensory perception of smell. Lineage: Eukaryota; Metazoa; Chordata; Mammalia; Chiroptera; Phyllostomidae. The transcript is spliced from 2 exons.
AGGAAAAUUAGUGGACCAAGAGUGAAGAGGACUUUCCAGGUGAAGGUGAAGUGGAAUUCAGCCCUCUCAGGUACCUCUGGCUUCAUGGCAGAGAAGAACCUCACCUUAGUGACUGAAUUCCUCCUUAUAGCAUUCACUGAGUAUCCUGAACAGGCAUUCCCCCUCUUCCUCCUGUUUCUGUUUAUCUACCUUAUCACCUUGUUGGGGAACUGGGGCAUGAUUAUCCUGAUCCAUGUAGAUCGCCGGCUCCACACCCCAAUGUACUUCCUUUUGAGUCACCUCUCUUUCAUGGACAUCUGCUAUUCGUCUGUCACCGUGCCUCAAAUGUUGGCCAUGUUGCUGGAGCUUGGAGCAGCUUUAUCCUACACACGCUGUGCUGCUCAGUUUUUCCUCUUCACCUUCUUUGGUUCCAUUGACUGCUACCUCCUGGCCCUCAUGGCUUAUGACCGCUAUGUGGCUGUGUGCCAACCCCUGCUUUAUGCCACCAUCAUGACACAGAAGGUCCGUUUGGGUUUUGUGGCUGGGGCUUACACUGCUGGUCUCUUCAGUGCCUUGGUGCGAACAGUCUCAGCUUUCACUCUCUCCUUCUGUGGAACCAAUGAGAUCGACUUUAUUUUCUGUGACCUCCCUCCCCUUUUAAAGUUGACCUGUGGGGACAGCUACACCCAGGAAGUGGUCAUUAUUGUGUUUGCCAUUUUUGUUAUCCCUGCCUGCAUGGUGGUGAUCUUGGUGUCCUACCUGUUUAUCAUUGUGGCCAUUAUGAAGAUCCCCUCAACUGGAGGCAGGGCCAAGACCUUCUCUACCUGUACCUCCCACCUCACCUCUGUGUCGUUGUUCUUCGGCACCCUCAUCUUCAUGUACUUGCGGAAUAACUCUGGCCAAUCAUCAAAGGAGGAUCGAGUGGUUUCUGUGUUCUACACAGCAGUCAUCCCCAUGUUGAACCCCCUCAUUUACAGCCUGAGGAACAAGGAAGUGAAGGAGGCUCUGAGGAAAAGUCUGAACAGGGCCAAGUUGUCCUAA